Aphis gossypii (cotton aphid) is the source of this 2207-nucleotide messenger RNA. RefSeq lists its product as uncharacterized. Lineage: Eukaryota; Metazoa; Arthropoda; Insecta; Hemiptera; Aphididae. Gene Ontology annotation, biological process: inositol catabolic process. Gene Ontology annotation, cellular component: cytoplasm. The transcript has 10 exons. The record is from RefSeq and is a predicted model, not a curated record. Gene Ontology annotation, molecular function: NAD+ binding; inositol oxygenase activity; iron ion binding. Bases 162 to 2135 code for a protein of 657 amino acids.
GUAAUGAUUAUUGAGGAGUAUAUAAGUUAAAAACUCAGUACUUACUCAGCCAUUUACAUUACCUAGCUAUAACUUGCUAGACAUUUAUUUAUCAGUGUUUACCGUACCGUCUACCUUAUAUAGGCUAUAUCGUGAAAAAUUGGAUAUCAACUAAAUUAAUAAUGGUGAAAAACAAAAUCGCCAUGCUUGAUGUAUCAGAGCUAAUGAGACCAGAGCCAGCAUUUGCUUCCAAACCUAUUGGACGAUACAGGGAUUAUAAUAUAGACCACGAAGAUCCUAUUAAAGAAAGAGUGAGGAUCACAUACACACAAAUGCAUACGAAUCAAACAAUGGAUUAUGUAAAAAGAAAGAUGGCUGAGUGGUUGUCUUUCGAUAAAUUUGAGGCGACUAUUAUGGAAGCAUUGGAAUCCCUCAACGAUUUAGUGGACGAAAGUGAUCCUGACGUGGAUAUUCCUAAUAUUGUUCACGCAUUUCAAACUGCUGAACGUAUUCGCGCCGUUCACCCAAAUCAUGAUUGGUUUCAUUUAGUUGGUCUGAUACACGAUUUAGGAAAAGUGAUGGCUUUUAAAGGUGAACCUCAGUGGAGUGUGGUUGGUGAUACAUUUCCUGUUGGAUGUGCAUGGGCGAAUUCUAUAGUUUACAAAGACACUACAUUUAGCAGAAACCCAGACACCUAUGACCCGAGAUACAACACAACAUUAGGUAUUUAUAAGGAAAAUUGUGGACUGGACAAUAUCUUGAUGUCUUGGGGACAUGAUGAAUAUUUAUACAGAGUCUUAGUACAUAAUAAAACAACAAUACCUAAACAAGGACUAAAUAUGAUUAGAUUCCAUUCAUUUUAUCCGUGGCACUCAGGUGGUGACUAUGAUUUCUUAUGCUCUGAAGAUGAUUUGGAAAUGAAGAAAUGGGUCUUAGAAUUUAAUAAGUUUGAUUUAUACACUAAAGGAGGUAUCACACCAGACAUAAAAGAGUUGAAACCAUAUUAUCAAUCAUUAAUCGACAAAUACAUUCCAGGAUUAAUUAAGUGGUUUUUUUUUAACACAGUAUUAUUAUUAUUAUUUGGUUACCAAAUUGAUAGUCUGAAAUUUAAAUUCAAUAAUUUAGUGAUAACUCCAAAAUCUAGAUAUAAUAUAAAUAUAAUAUUUAAUAAUAUAUUGUUAUUUGUUAGUUGUUGUCUAUACUGUACAGUGUAUACUUUAAAUUUUAGUAUAAUGAUUUUUAAAACAUGUAAAGUAACUUUAAGUUCUAGUAAAAAUUUAAUUUUUAGAUUAAACUCUAAUUGUGUACCAAAACACAAGCCUGUGCAAUUGUCAGAUGCAAAUACACUUGAUCGGUUUAUUAAAGAACACGAAAAAAUUCUUGUAUUAACUGGUGCAGGAAUAUCAACUGAAAGUGGUAUACCUGAUUAUCGUUCUGCUGAUGUCGGGUUGUAUGCGAGAAGUAAAAGUCGCCCAGUAAUAUUUCAACAUUUUAUUAAAGAUCCAGAAAUCCGUAAACGUUAUUGGGCUAGAAAUUUUGUGGGAUGGCCUAGAUUUUCAUCAAUGUCACCCAAUUAUGCACAUAAGUUUUUAAAGAAAUUGGAAGAUAAAAAUAAAAUUGUUCAUAUUAUUACUCAAAAUGUUGAUAACUUGCAUACAAAAGCAGGAAGUAAAAAUGUUCUCGAAUUGCAUGGAACUGCUUAUGUUGUACAUUGUUUAAAUUGUGAUUAUACAAUUGAUAGACAUAAAUUUCAAGAUGUUUUGUCAAGUUUAAACCCUCAUGUUUCCAUUAAAGAAUUGUACAUUAUCAGACCUGAUGGCGAUGUUGAACUCACUCCAGAAGAAAUUGGCGGAUUUGAGGUUCCCAUAUGUCCAAAAUGUGAAGGAAAUUUAUUAAUUCCACGAAUUGUUUUUUUUGGAGACAACAUUCCAAAAAAACGCGUUCAGAGAGUGAAUAAUUUUGUGGAAGAAUGUGAUUCACUUUUGGUUAUGGGCUCAUCUCUAUUUGUAUAUUCGGGUUAUAGAAUAGUCUUGGAAACAAAAUCUGCUAAUAAACCUGUUGCUGUAGUAAAUAUAGGACCAACUAGGGCAGAUGACUGUAUAAAUUAUAAGAUUGAAGCUAAAUUUGGUGAAAUAUUACCAUUAUUAAAUCUUUAAUUUACCUUUAAGAUUUUAUUAUUGUUACCAUUGUAUAUUUUUAAUAAAAAAAAAAAAUAUUUUUUAUUAUCA